This is a messenger RNA of Phlebotomus argentipes, 6448 nucleotides long. It is a transcript of the gene Lk6, whose product is annotated as MAP kinase-interacting serine/threonine-protein kinase 1. Gene Ontology annotation, biological process: protein autophosphorylation; peptidyl-serine phosphorylation; intracellular signal transduction. NCBI's taxonomy places the organism in Eukaryota, Metazoa, Arthropoda, Insecta, Diptera, Psychodidae. Gene Ontology annotation, cellular component: cytoplasm; nucleus. Gene Ontology annotation, molecular function: ATP binding; calmodulin binding; calcium-dependent protein serine/threonine kinase activity. The coding region runs from base 952 to 2871 and encodes 639 amino acids. The record is from RefSeq and is a predicted model, not a curated record. The transcript is spliced from 6 exons.
CAGUCGGAAUUCAAACAUCAAAGGGAUUGUGUGUAAAAUGGAGCGGUAGCUAAAUUGAAUGAAACAUCGGCCUUUGUCCGCUAUUUUAGCGUUUAUUUAACAUCAUUUUCGAAAAUCUUGCGCGAGUUUUUGUGAGUGUUUUUGAUUGAGGAGGAGAGAGCAAGCCACCUUAGAGCACUUUGAGGAGGGCUGAACCAGUGAGCAGAUAUUGUAUGUGCAAAGUCACAUAAAGGAAAAAAAACACGUCAAAACCCACGAAAUCGGUGCAGAAAGAGGAGGAGAGAAAAGAAAUCGAUAAUCUUUUUUCUUCCUCUACCAACCAAAAAACCAUCUACAUUGUUUUCCAACCAAGCCAGCAGAAUUCAUCUGAUUGUGAAAUCAUUUCGGUUUGAUUUUCAUGCAAGAAACCAUCUUCUUUGAAUUGAGGAUUGACUCCAAAAACCCGAGACUUUGAAAGAAGAUUUUCCGUCAUCGGUGGAAAAUUGGAAGCAUCAGCAGCAGCAGCAGACCGAUGAGGAAAUUCUUGUAAAAAAAAAAGUAGAAGCGGCAAAGGAAUUCAACGAGGAAAAGAGCUCCUUUUGAGAGUGCUUGAAAUAUAACAUCGGAUAUUUCUUCGCUUUCUGGAGACGAGAGGAACACACAGAACAUCUCUUUGACAAAGAACAGUCCACUCGCAUCAGAAAGACACCUUUUUGAGGAAGGAAAACGCUAUAACUCACAAUCUCCUAGUGACUCCUUCAGAGAAUAUCAAGUUGAUCAUUGAAGAGCAGCAGUUCAAGGAUAGCCACAUCCGUGAUACAGUACAAUCUUUGAUACCUUCUUUUCUCUGUUGUUUUUGACCACUUUCGGAAGCAGAACUAUAUUUUCCCUUUAUCCGCGGAAGAACUUGUGUGUGCAUUUCUUUUUGAAUCAUAAAGACCCUUCCCCCAGUUCUGUGCAAACAUUGCAACAAUGGUGGAGCGAAUUCUGGAGGAAUCUGACGUUGGCGUGAUACCUAUAUCGAAUGUUUCUCAUGCUGAGGUGACGCGUUACAGCAGUGAGGAAAUUUCUGGAAAUGAGUCCACGGAGACGCGUGUUCUCACGGAGACGGAGAGACAGGCUGACUUCAAUCGGCACAAGGAGGAGAUGAAGAGGAAGCGCCGCAGGAAGAAUAGAACCAACUCUUCUCUUCAAUCAUCCACUUUCCAGGAAUUGUACAAGCUGACUGGAGAAAUAUUGGGCGAGGGUGCUUAUGCAUCUGUGCAGACGUGUGUCAAUAUCUACACGGACCUGGAAUACGCUGUGAAGAUAAUUGAUAAGAUUCCCGGACAUGCUCGUGCUCGUGUAUUUCGCGAGGUGGAGACUUUUCAUCACUGUCAAGGACAUCCGGGUAUCCUUCAGUUGAUUGAAUUCUUCGAGGACGACGAGAAAUUCUAUCUGGUCUUUGAGAAGAUUAACGGAGGACCCCUGCUGACGCGCAUUCAGGAGUAUGUGUGCUUCUCGGAACACGAGGCGGCGCAGAUAAUUCGGGAGAUUGCGUCAGGAUUGGAUUUCUUGCAUAAGAAAGGAAUCGCCCAUCGCGAUCUGAAGCCUGAGAAUAUUCUCUGUGUGCAUACGGACAAGCUGUGCCCCAUCAAAAUUUGUGAUUUCGAUCUUGGGUCUGGCAUUAAGUUUACCACCAACAUCUCGUCACCGGCCGCGACGCCACAACUAUUGACGCCGGUGGGCAGUGCCGAAUUCAUGGCACCCGAGGUGGUGGAUUUGUUUGUCGGCGAGGCGAAUCACUAUGAUAAGCGGUGCGAUCUCUGGUCCUUGGGUGUCAUCGCCUACAUCCUCUUGUGCGGCUAUCCGCCAUUCUCAGGGAACUGCGAGCAGGACUGCGGGUGGAAUCGUGGCGAGAAUUGUCGUACCUGUCAGGAGUUGCUGUUCGAGUCCAUCCAGGAUGGCCGGUUCGGCUUCCCCGAGCCCGAGUGGGAUGGUGUCAGUGACGAGGCUAAGGACCUGAUCAAGGGGCUCCUGGUGAAGGAGGCUCCGAAGCGCCUCAGCGCCGAGGCCGUGCUCCACCAUUCUUGGAUCAGGAUGGCCGAUGAGGAGGACACCAUCGACGGGGUGGUGAGAGAGCAGAGGCGCAGGGCUCUCCAGACACCCGGUAUUAUUCGCCGCAAUCAAUCGGCACGUGAAUUGUCACAAUUUGCUGAAUCGGCAAUGGCUGUGAAACGUGUAAUUUUGCAGCAUUUCUCAAUGCGCUAUGAUUACAUGACAAAAGAACGUCCAAAUAUCUAUCAGCCAUCGAAGAAUGGCCUCGAGGACGCCAAGACGACUCUGCGUCAGCACAUGGAUCAGCACCAGGCGCGCACCAGUUCCGGCGUCGGCUCUGGGGCUUCGGGCAAGUACGGCAAGGGCCUCGAGACGAGUGGGGCGCCCAAGGGGGCGCUCGACAGUAUUAUGGAGCUGAAGGAGAAGUUGCCGGAGGCGGAGAAGGUGAGGCGCGAGGACUCAAACCGACGAAAGAAUCCCACCAAGGGUGGCCAGAUGGUGGCCAGAGGUAUUCCACCUGAGGAGAAUUGGCGCUACAGGAGUAGCACAUCGGCUGAUAAAUAUCCACUAGGCUUUAGGAAUUAUCGUAGUUUUAACAAUCAGCAAUACAGCAACAAUCACAUCCGCAAUUGGCGCAAUGAGUGCGUCUUCGCCCGGCCAUGCGGCAUGUCCGUCGUGCCGUCCAACACUGGGGCGAACGGUGGCGGCGCUGAGGACGACCACGGGGGCAGCAACUGCAUUGGGCUGUCGCCGCCCAGUGAGAGUCUCCUCAUGCAGCGCCGCCUGAGGUCCAUCUCCUCGCGCGCCUCUAGCAUCGAGAUCCGCGGCGGAACGGCGGCCACGGCCAGUGGCUAGACUCAGGUGCACGUCCUUCCAACUCAUUCACCCUUCCCGGAACCCCAACUAUCAUGGAAUUUCACCCCUCCCGACCGGCAUGCUAGUGCUGGGCACACCCGUGGAAUUUGUUCUUCCAAGUUGCGAGUGAAGGAUAUUGUCAGGAACAGAAGUUAUUUAGUUUGGAUGAACCACGAAGAAUUGAUUUCUUUGUAACUUGAAUUGAAAAUUCAAUUUGUGUACAGCAUAAUUUUAGAUCUUUGCCACAUGUGAUUGAUAGGAUACUAUCACUUUUGAAGUUACUGUGAUCACUCUUGGAAGAGUAGAUCUUUUGCUUUCGAAGGGAAGUUAUUCUAAUGUCACGUUUUUCUUUUGUAUAUGAAAUAAAAGUGAUGAAAAGUUGAAAAAUGAUUCUGGAAGUGACAACAGCAAUUUCUGGAGUGAUAGUAACUGUCUUUAAGAACAUGAUCGGGUACUUUCGAAAGUGAUACUACAUGAUUUAAGAAAGUGAUAAGCACCACAAUCUCGAAGAUCACACUAUUUCUUUCACAAAGGGACUAUUCGAAGAAUAGUCCAUCAAUUGCGAAGGGGUAUAAUGUCAUCUUCGACAGUUUAUCCUCACUCGCAUAACAAACUGUCAUUUUAGCUCUAUAGAUUUGGUUUUUAGCACCAAUAAAACCCCUUCUUUACUCCAUGCUAAAACAAUCAUAAUCACAAGAGAAGAAACAGAAAUCCAUUAUUGAAGUAAAAAAAGAAAAUAACAAUUAUAUUGAGAGAAAUGAAUGGGGACAAAUCACACAUUCAUCCAUCCGAGAAUCCUUUCAUUUCUCUCACGUGAAAGCUUUUGGUGUGAGCGUGCGUGAAUGUGAACACAAUAUUCUGGCAAAAAUUUUGAAGACAACGAAGUGAAAGAAAAAAAAAAUCCCCUUUCCGUUGUUUUUCUACAAUACAUAUUUAGGUGUGACUGCGAACAAGAGUGUGCUAAGAAAUCUGUGAAGACAACAAUACGAGAAAAGAUGUGGAAAGCAACAAGAAUGAAUGAGGAAGAAAAUUCUGUGGAGGAGAAAAAGUAUAAUAAAAAAUGUGAUCAUUUGUCAGUCAUUCAAUUUACAUUUUGCAUAAAAGAGAUGGAAUAUGAAUAAUUUUUAUAACCAUUUAAUUAAUUAUUGAAGAUGCUAACGAAGGAACUACGGCAAGGGUAGUGUUGAUGAGAAAGAUAUGGAAAAAAAAGAGAGAGGAGAAGAACACACUUAAAAAAAAAUAUCCAACAUAAUCGAUGAAAGUCACAUGAAUAAGUUGCCAUGUUAUAUUUUAUAAUUUUUGCAAAUCUUUUUGUGUACAAUUGAAGUCAUAAAAAAUUGUCAGGAUAUGAGAAAGAGAAGAGCUGCUCUCCCAUGAUAGGGAGUGCGGAAAUUGUUGAGCAAAAUGAAAGUUUUUUUUUUUUAAUGUAUGAUGAGAGAAGAAGUCCAGCACAUUUGCUGGUUAUCGAGUAACAUUGAAGUUUAAGAUCAUCUCCCAGUGUCAGAGCAUUUAUUAAUUAUUUCUUUUGUAAGUUAACAAACCCUGAAAGACCCUCCUCUGGCUGAGUUGCGCAAGGGGGCAAAAGUACAUUUCAUCGACUGGAAUCCAUUUGAUUUGCAAAAUUACUUCCCAUACUUAGUAUAGUAUGUAUAGUCAUGAAAUCACCCAUGAAAAAGCAUCUCAUUUUGACAAAAAAGAAUCAUGGUAAUUUUGUGAGAAAUUUCACAUUUCACUCAUAUCAUCAUUGUAACAUUUUUUCAAUUGUACUAAUUGAUGAAGAAUAAUUGCUAAAAAUGAGAAAAUACCUUACAAAUACCUAAAGAUAGUAAUUUUAAAGAAAAAAAAUAUUUACCUUCUAAUAAAUACCUUUAUGUACAACUCUUACAUUUAAUUAAUACCUUGUCAAGUUGACUACAGAAAGUCAACGUGUGGAGAAAAUUUGAUGAAAUUUUUUGUGAAUUUUGGUGAGAAUUAUGAUGAGGAGCGAGAGAAAGAUGAGAUUUUUAUGAAUGGAUUAUACAGAGAAAAAUAUUUUGUAGUAAUUUCGAAAUAUUGUGGUGUAGCAAGAUUAAAAAGAAGAAGAAAAGAUGUUAGAAUUUUUUUCAUGCCUCAAAGUGAAUUUAGCAUAGGCAAAAACAAGAGAGAGAGAGAGAGAGAGAGAACCAAGAGCGAAAUUCACUUUGGAUUCUGGUCAAAAUGUGUGUAGAGAAUUCUUUCUUAUGUGAAAUUUCAUUUUAGAAAUGUCUUAAAGAAUCCUAAAAGAAAGUUAUGAGAUCGAAUAGAGGAAAAGUCUUUGAUUGAAACACCAUCAAAUAUUAGAGAUGUUAAAUUUAAAGAAAAAUAUAUAUUUUUAUAUAUGAUGAGUGGCGAUGGAAGUGAAAUGAAAUAAUACGAUGCGAACUGCUCUGUUCUCUUUUCCCAUUGGUUUUUAUUUCAGAGAGCACAGGGAAAAGAGAAUACAGUGAUCAUCGUGGGAAAAAAAAUUGUUUAAUCUCUCUUUAUUUAGAGGCUCAUACGAAAGAGUAUGCAAAAAGAAGAAGGAAAUUCAGGAGAUCGCUGAGAAUUUCGAACGGGGAAACUAAAAAGCAUGAGCCCGGUAUAAAAUGCUUCCAAGUAAUUAUUAUUGAUAAAAGAGAUGAAUAAUUACUAAGAAAUACAAAUAAUAGAGAAAACCUCACAAAAAAAACUAAAAAAAAUCAUUUUAAAAAAUCUCUAGAAAAAAAAUCCACAAAAACUUUUAAAAAUCUUUACUAUAAAAAGUGUUACUAAAAGGAAAAUCUUUAAGAUGAGUAAAACUUUUAUUGAUAAUAAGUGAAACGCAAUUUUUUCAGAUUCAAAUCACGAUUGAAAUUGAAUUUCAUCUGUUUCUUUCUUUUUCUAAUGUUAAUCCUACAGAAAUUUGAAUUUUUUUUUGUCACUUGAGAAAGUAUUACAGUUUUUACAAAAAAAAACAAGUAAAUGUUUUCUAACAAGCAUUUUACUAUUUCCAUUAAUUUUUGAAUAUCUGGUUUCAGAGAAAAAAAAAUGAAAAAUUAAAGUUUAGGCUAACUCAGAAAGCUUGAAUGAAAAUUUGGGUGUAAUUUGUCCGUGACAUUAUUUUUUUCGCAUGGAUAUGUAGGAGCCUAAACUACGCAAAAGAGCAGUUGCAAUUUGCAAAGAAAAAUUUUACCUCCUUCUCACCACUAUUUAUAUACAAACAUUUUUCUCUUUCAAACGGCCAUGAAGUUAGUGAACAAAAUUCUUAUGGAUUACAAAACAUAGAGAUAAGGACAGAAUAGAAGUCGAAUGUAAAAAAAGGAGCGUUAAAACACAAGAAAAGCUAAAAUUUAACUUUUUGUGGAAUAAGUCAAGAGAUAUUUUUCAGAAACUGCAAACAACAUCGCAUGCUAAAGGAACGAAAAGGAGAAAAAUACUGAAAAGUUGGGAGAAAUGUUUUUUUUUUAAAUGAGAAGAAGAAGAAAAAAACAAUAUAUUUGUGAUAAAAGCACUGAAUAAAAUUGUGAGACGUGAAAGAAGAAGGUGAACAAAUAAUUUGAAGAGUGACAAGAUUCUCGAAAAGGAAAAAAGAAGAAGAAGA